AUGAAGGACAAUGUCCUAGUCGGGAUUCUUCUGGCGAUAGCGUUGGUAACCCCAGCCUUCGCGUGGCUGUUCUACAUUUGGUAUCGAUCACAUGUGGCCCGGAUGCAUCAAGAAGGCCAAAUCCUCAACAGAAGAAACCGGGACCGCGCCCAGGCUAACUAUGAGCCCGCGAACGGAGCCCAAAGCCUUAGAUUUGGACCCUACGUUACCCCUAGCGGGUGGGUUCGCCCAAAGACCAGAGGAUUAUCCCAUGACCUGCGUCUGCCACAGUAUGUUCACCCCCGGCAGCCCACGUUUACCGGAAACCCGAAUUCUGACCAACAUUUCCAAGGACCCAACCGAGUCAGCACCCAUAGUCUCCCUCAUACAGCGAACCAGCAGCUGAACCCAUUAUCCAAACGGCAACAAAGGAAACAACGGGCUCUGCAAAACAAACAAAAGCAGCAACAGGAAAGAGAGCAGCAGCAAAGUCAGAAUGAGCAACGAGGAAAGCAGAACCGAAGCCAACGCAAACAGAAAAACAAGAACCAAGGCCAGAACCAUCAGAAAUCCCCCACUGCUCGUUCUCCCAAGGCCCAGGGGGCGCAGGCCGAGCAGUACGAUCCGUGGGGAAACACAAAAGGACAAAAAGACCGAACUAGCAACCAUGGUGGAAGUGACUGGGGGAAUGAGCAAGCUCCACGGGACAAUCAAGAUAAUACUAGUCAGAACGACAACAACAACGACUGGGGCAACAAUUUCAACAAGGACCAAGGAGAGCAAAGAAAUAGUGUAUCAGGCUCCCCACCACGAGGCUCACGAGACAGUCACAAUAGCCCACGGGAAAGAAGUUCUCGAUGGGACAACAGCCGCCCUGCAUCUCAAGAUCCAGCGUCAGGAAACGAUGUGGAUUUCCUUCGUGGUAGUUGGGGUCAGAGUGACGAUGGUGCACAGCGGAACAGCCAUUCACGGAGCAACCAUUCCAACGAAGACCACAAUCGCUGCGAUGGAUGGGGAGAUGACGAUACGAAAAGUUACCACAAGAAAAGCAAACGUGACCACCAUACAUCCCCGGAUCGAAAGUCAAGAAAAGAAGCAGAUACCUGCAGUGGUUGGGGGCAGAAUGACAGCGGCACACGGCAAAACAGCCCGCGACGGAGCAUCUAUCCCGACGAGGACCAUAACCACCACUAUGGAUGGGGAGACGAUGAUGCGAAAAUUUACCACAAGAAAAGCAAACGUAACGGCAAUGCCUCUCCAGAGCAAAAGUCAAGAGGCCGAUCAAGUCCCAACCGUGAGUGGGAACGAAAUAACUGUGGGGAACAGGGCAGCAGCCGCACCAGGCCUAGGUCUUACUCCUGGGGACAUGAAGAAGAACACCGUGGCGGUGGCAGUCCAACCUGGAGUCAAGAUAGAAAUGUGCACCGGGACAAAAAGAAGAAGAAGGAGCGCUGGCAGAUUGAAUUAGAGGAGAAUGAGAAAAUGCGUCAUACUCGAAGCGGCUCGCGCGAACGCUCGGAUGCAGGAUGGGACAAUCGCAGCAAGGGCUCCGGCUGGAAAGAGACACAGAAAUGGUGA
This is a messenger RNA of Penicillium hordei, 1557 nucleotides long. RefSeq lists its product as uncharacterized. The record is from RefSeq and is a predicted model, not a curated record. The coding region runs from base 1 to 1557 and encodes 518 amino acids. Lineage: Eukaryota; Fungi; Ascomycota; Eurotiomycetes; Eurotiales; Aspergillaceae. The transcript has a single exon.